AUGUUGGCCCGUACUUCCUGCCGACUGCCCAAGACCAUUGCUCGCAACAUCAGCUCUUCAGUCGUCGCGCGUGUUCAGCACCAUUCGCCUACGAGCUCUUCGUCCGAUGGACUUCAAGUUUCUCAGACUGAGAAGGCGUGGUGCGACGUCUAUGGUGUUGACUACGAGAAGCAGAUCCAAGAGGCACUGCAGGAGACACCGGUAGUGCCCAUGAGUUCACCGAAGAAUGUGAACUACCCCACGGCCACUCCGAAGGGUCUGGCCAAGUCGCAGAACAAGACGGACAUUUGGAACGUCGUGUUUGGCACCAAUGGUGCUACUUGA
Molecule: messenger RNA, 324 nt
Organism: Peronospora matthiolae
Lineage: Eukaryota; Oomycota; Peronosporomycetes; Peronosporales; Peronosporaceae
Source: the annotation of a GenBank genome assembly